AUGGAAAGAUUACCCAUACGAGAAAACAGCGGUAGCCCGCGACAGCAGGGUCAAAACCAACAAGCUGGUCCUCCGCCAGUCCCUCAAGGACCUCCGCAAUUACCCCCGCAGAUGUUCACGACGGCCGCACAAUUACUUGACUUGACCGAUAAAAAACUCGUCCUUGUUCUUCGUGACGGUCGGAAAUUAAUCGGUGUUUUACGAAGUUGGGAUCAAUUCGCAAACCUUGUCUUGCAGGAUACCGUUGAGAGAAUAUAUGCCGGAAACCUUUAUGCCGAAGAGCACGUUGGCCUGUAUCUGGUCCGGGGUGAGAAUGUUUUAUUACUAGGCGAGAUUGACCUCGACAAAGAAGAUGACCUCCCCGAAACCCUAACCCAAACCUCCAUGAAGGAGGUACGAGAACUCAAAGCCAAAGAAGAGGAAGAGCGCAAAAAGAAAGAUAAAAAGAGCGUUGGAAAACUACAAACGCAUGGCUUUGAGCCGGAGCACAGUGGAGAGGUGCUUUUUUGA
Talaromyces marneffei is the source of this 510-nucleotide messenger RNA. RefSeq lists its product as uncharacterized. Gene Ontology annotation, biological process: deadenylation-dependent decapping of nuclear-transcribed mRNA. Lineage: Eukaryota; Fungi; Ascomycota; Eurotiomycetes; Eurotiales; Trichocomaceae. Gene Ontology annotation, molecular function: RNA cap binding. The transcript is spliced from 4 exons. The coding region runs from base 1 to 510 and encodes 169 amino acids. The record is from RefSeq and is a predicted model, not a curated record. Gene Ontology annotation, cellular component: P-body; Lsm1-7-Pat1 complex.